CACCAUGGAGGCCCUGCCGGCCUGUCUCCUCAAGGAUGUGUACCAGGAGGCGCUGGGCGCCGCGGUCAUCGGCAUCGACGAGGGCCAGUUUUUCCUGGACAUCGUGGAGUUCUGCGAGAUCAUGGCCAAUGCUGGGAAAACCGUCAUCGUUGCUGCUCUCGACGGGACCUUCCAGAGGAAGGCUUUCGGGAGCAUCCUGAACCUGGUCCCGCUGGCGGAGAGCGUGGUGAAGCUGAACGCCGUGUGCAUGGAGUGCUACCGAGAAGCCUCCUACACGAAGAGGCUGGGAGCGGAGAGGGAGGUUGAAGUGAUUGGAGGAGCAGACAAGUACCACUCUGUCUGCCGCGUCUGCUACUUCCGCAAGCGGCCCCAGCAGCCCGGGCUGGAAAACAAGGAGAACGUGCCCACGGGGCUGAAGCAGAGGGAUGUGGCCGUCUCCAGGAAGGUCUUUGCUUCUUGACUACUGGGCUCC
Messenger RNA from Eurypyga helias (sunbittern), 472 nucleotides. RefSeq names its product thymidine kinase 1, soluble (gene TK1). Gene Ontology annotation, biological process: thymidine metabolic process. The transcript has 4 exons. The coding region runs from base 5 to 460 and encodes 151 amino acids. The record is from RefSeq and is a predicted model, not a curated record. Lineage: Eukaryota; Metazoa; Chordata; Aves; Eurypygiformes; Eurypygidae. Gene Ontology annotation, molecular function: thymidine kinase activity; ATP binding.